Branchiostoma floridae (Florida lancelet) is the source of this 3011-nucleotide messenger RNA. Its product is annotated as kelch-like protein 26. The transcript is spliced from 10 exons. Gene Ontology annotation, molecular function: protein binding. The record is from RefSeq and is a predicted model, not a curated record. The coding region runs from base 320 to 2230 and encodes 636 amino acids. Lineage: Eukaryota; Metazoa; Chordata; Leptocardii; Amphioxiformes; Branchiostomatidae.
AAGGAGAGGAGCUUUACGGUUUAGCGCCGAUCCAGAAACCUUGUCGUAACGUGGUAAAACAGCGUUCUUCGCGCAGUACACAGGAGAACACUGCAUCGCGUUGUUCGUGUCCUUUUCGUGGAUGUUCGUGAGACUUCCGUACAUAUUGGGGUUAGUGCGCAGCUUCUCGUCGGUCAACAUCAAACUGAUACCGACCUCUGCCUCACGUCUGUACAGUUCUGCACACGCCUGUGAUAAACCUCGGGUAACUGGAGCAACAUGGCGUGACUAACCGUGUGGCAAAGUUGUGUUCGUUGCCGUGAUUGGCUGUGCGGUUGGCAUGGCAACGUAUGACGACUUGGAGGGCCCUUCGCCCUUGCAGAGGACGACGAAGACGAGACUGCAGCAGCUGGUGUACUCGUCGUUUGCUGACUUCCGCAAAGAAAACCUGCUCUACGACACGAAACUUGUCGUCGGUGAAGAAGAAUUCCGUGCACACAAAAUUCUCUUAGCAGCUUGCAGCAAGUACUUCUUCAGCUACUUCAAGAACUCUGGAAAUGACGUCAACUCCGUUUCCGUUGUGGACUUGACCAAAUUUCGGGAGAUCACCCCAGAAGGAAUCCGUGUCGCCUUGGACUUCAUGUACGAGGGCAAACUUCCGGAGCCGGGCGACGACAACUUGCAGAAGAAAUUCCGCGCCACGAAGGAAUUCCUGAGAAUUCCACUCUAUACGGACUACUGUGACGUCGUCAAUGAAGACGUGCUGCGAGAUCUUAGAGAAUUCGUCCAAUACUCGCUCCAGAGUUUUCGCUCACAGAAAGUUUUCUUUGACAUUACGAUAAAGACCAAGGGGAAAAAGUUUCGAGCCCACAGAAUUCUUCUGGCAGCUUGCAGUCGGUAUUUUAGGUCGAUGUUCACCUUAAACUUUAAAGAGGGCAAAGAACAUGAGAUAAAUUUAGCAGACGUACCUACUCAAGUGUCCGUCCGGUCACUCAAGGACUUAAUCGAACUCAUUUACACGGGAGAAAUAGAAAUAAAUGUAGACAAUUUCGAGGAACUUUUGACAGCUUCGUUCUUCCUACAAAUGGAGUUUCCGCAGGACCUGUGUGCCAAGUUCAUCGCGGCUAACAUUGACCUUGAGAACUGUGCAGACGUGUUGAGGUUAGCCGAGGGGUAUGGGAUGGAAGAGGUCAUAAAGGCAGCGUAUUACUUUAUGCAGGAAAACUACGACGAACUUUCCCAGACAGAUCACUACAAGCGUCUCCCUGAGGACCUGGCGGGGCUGCUGGGGUUCCUGCCGCGGAAACAGCUGGCUGGCAUCGCCUACAGACAGUCCAACUACCAGUCUGCCUUCAACUCACCAGACAUCGUGCUGUACGAUGACAAGAAAUGGAAGUACUACUUCGACUCGAGUAUAUUCCCCAGGUUCACGUCCUUGCCGAAAGAGAUCGCUGACACGGCCACGUUUGAGGUCGCAGUACUUGACAACAUCAUUUACGUCAUCGGUGGCUUCCGCUUCCACGACAAGAGGAGGGAUUUUCUUCCAACCAAUGAGGUUCAUUGCUACGACUGUGUGUUCCGGGCCUGGAACGAGUCCAGCCCGAUGAUCAACGAGAGAGAUUUGUUUCGCACGGUUGUCGUCGGCGGUGAAAUCUACGCCAUUGGUGGGAGGGGGGCAGUGAACAACUACCAGUCUACAGUGGAGAGGUUCAACCCUUUAACCUUCACGUGGAAACUGACGGAACCAUUACCUCUUGGCGCCAGCGACCAUGCCGCGGCAGAAUGUUUCGGCCAUAUCUUUGUGUCCGGAGACUCGUCUUGUUGGGUGGACGGAAUGCCGCGCACGCUGUUCUACCAUCCGGACACCAAACAGUGGGACAAGCUGGACGAGUUUCCCAUCGUGCCUUGCAGGCGUAGUGGGAUGGUCGGUCUCCGUGACAAGCUCUACAUAAUCGGGCUGGAGUCUGUGGCCUGUUAUGAUGUCAAGAUCGGACAGUGCUCGUCUCUGGCCAACCUGCCGUCCCCCCAGACAUCCUCAUUCUACUUCACCAGCGACUGUACUCUCCGCAACGAGAUCAUCUGUGCAACCAAUAAGGGAGACUGUUACAGCUACGACACGGAGAAGGACGCGUGGAGAGAGAUGGAGAGUUUCCCUGAGAUGCAGAUCUGUACGCGGGGGGUGAUGGUCUUCACCUUCUGGAUGGAGACAGACGAGGACUACCUCACAGCAGCCCAGCUGACGGAGGCUUAGGCCUCAGCUUUCCCUGAUAUUCAAGCAGAUGUAAGGAUCAGGCCCAGUCUCAGUGUUUAACCGUGUUUUUGCGGCACGUUCCCUCCCCCAUCGUCUCUCUCUCUCCCUCUCACUUUCCCCCUUUUUUUCUUUCGUAUUUUUUUUUCAUUUUUGUUUUUUGUUUUUACCAGUUUGAAAUAGUGCUAUUCAAAACGUACUGAAUGAGGAAAACCUGACGCGUAAAUCAUGACGGAGUCGGAUCCUUCAUCUGCUUGGAAAUCAGCGUUUUUUCCUCAUGCGCAGUGUAGAUGUGUGCUGGGCAUAUUCUCUACAUAUCGCCAAACAACUCUACGCCAAAGUGGAAGUAUAGGGUCGUGUGAGUCAGUAUAUUGGCAGGCAAUAAGCCUCAGUCUCGGUCCGUGCAAGAACUUAUAGGGAUCUAAAGGAGACUUGCCCGGAUAGAAUCUUGAAAAAAGGAAUUUAUAUUACUUUUAGAAUAUGUAGCUUGAUCUUAUUUCAAAACGUCGUAACCGUUGUUGGAAAUAUUUCUGUUGUAAAGUUUUAGCAACUCAACACACUAAAUGUAUUGAAUAAUGAAAGUGUACAGGAAUGAUUUCGUAUAGCACUGAAAGUAAUGCGAUGCACAGGGUCUUUUCUUAGUCAUCAUGACGUAUACACUGUGGUUUUGUUGUUGUUUGUAUGUAUAUACAAAGGAUGCAAUUAAAAUGUAUACACUGAUUUAAGUUGGUAAAUUGACAGGCAAAACUGAAGACCAAUUAAAGUCACAGGAUUGUGGAAAAUG